AUGUCAGCAAGUGAAGUGAAACACGACUACUCCUUUGAUGGUGGGUGUGAAAACAUAUUGAGAUCGUGUGAAAGAAAACAAGUGAAAAAGUACAAGGAAGAAGAAGAAACAGUUUCUGGACUGUCUUCUAUAAAGAAUGAUGCUGUUGCAAAAGUACUUGGUCCAGAUCCACGAGGAGGAGUAAGAGGGUAUGGGUUCGGUGCACUACCUUCAAAAGUCGAUGCUCAAUCACAUGUAAGUAAUAAAGUCACAAUGUUAGAGAAUGCUCUUGCUGCUCAAACACAAGUGGUAGACAAAUUGCAAGAGAUGGUGAGAGGCCUUUGUGCUCGGCUAGACCAAGGAGGAAAUAACAAUGAACACACUAUUGCACAACAAUCUGCUACUGAGAUUGGAAAUAGAAAACGUAAAGAAAAUCCAAGUGUUACAAAUACUGGUAGUGAUAUAGCACAGAGCAAACAGAAAGAUGCAAGUGUUAGAAGUUCUUAUAAUGAGACAGAAAAUGGUAGCCCAAUGCAGCAAAGUUUUAAUGGAAAGAAACAACUUUCUGGAUUAGUUAACCCAAAAAUAGUCCACAAGACAGAUUUGGGGAAACAAGUGCAGUUGUUAAGUUGGUUUGCUAAAGAAGAAGUAGUUGCAAGUGCUAGCAUUAUAUCAAAAGAUCCACAAGUUGAGGUGCAUCAUGUUCCUCUUGGCUAGGGCUGGGCAUAGAAAACCGAGUUACCGAACCCGGUCCGAUCCCGAACCGAAAAAUGCCGGGACGGUACGGGCCUCAUUUUUGAAUUUCUUGGUUUGGUACCGUC
Molecule: messenger RNA, 800 nt
Organism: Rosa chinensis
Lineage: Eukaryota; Viridiplantae; Streptophyta; Magnoliopsida; Rosales; Rosaceae
Exons: 3
Coding region: 1-696 (231 amino acids)
Source: RefSeq, a predicted model, not a curated record